Molecule: messenger RNA, 834 nt
Organism: Acanthoscelides obtectus
Lineage: Eukaryota; Metazoa; Arthropoda; Insecta; Coleoptera; Chrysomelidae
Source: the annotation of a GenBank genome assembly
AGCGAAUCGGCGAGAGUAAUUAGUAGAACAUUGUUGUUAGUGCAGGUGCAAAGUGGUGGCCAAAACUAAAUUAUAAUUUUGUGAUAUCGUUGUAGUUUGCCGCAAGUUAAAGUGAAAAUUUGAGUUGAUUGCUUAGACAUUGUGACCUUAGGUAUGUUGUGAAUUAUUUAUAUAAUUAUACCAUGAAAUAGAAUUUCAACAAGAAUUUCAAGUUAGAUUAUUUCAUGAAAUGCUCAGAAAAAGAAGCAAUAAGAGGCUGAAGCAACUGCUCGGAAGAUAAAAAAAAGUUGUUUUGUUGAAGUAUGACGAUCUUUUAUCAAGAACAAACAAACAAAAAUAUUUAUAGAAACCUGCAACUCCACAACAGUCUUCUUCAAGUGAUGAAGAGGAACAAAGCGAGCUGAGCGGAAGCAGGGAAGAUAUUUCAGAUGUUGCAAGCUACGAAAGAAAAGUGCUUCAGAUGAAAGCUCUUGAGGAUGUCAAGGCCUUCCACGUGGGAGACUUCGUUUUGGUUAAGUUUUACACAAAGACUUCAACUAUGUAUUAUGUGGGUCUGGUAAUAUCAAAGGAAGAUGAUAAAUACUUGCUAAAAUUUAUACGUCGUCACGGAACCACCUGGAAAUUUGUUUAUCCACCAGUGGAAAAUAUUUCUUCAGUUCGAGAACAAGAUAUUAUCUUGAAAUUACCAUUUCCAAAUGUAGGUGGAACCGAAAGAGUCAAAUCUACUCUGAUAUUUGGUCUGGACUUACGUUGCUAUGAAAAUGUUCGUAGAUUUUUUUUAUUAUUGUCAUUAUUUUUUUUAAUAGACAUUUUUCGUUGUUGAUUAAUAAUUAA